CAAAUGACAAGUUACUAUUUGUGAGAAAGGAAAGAUGAAGUCAUUCGCGCUAGCAAGGGCAAGAUGAGGGCGAAACGCGAAUCGAUCGUUACCCGAGAGCGUCCUGCGCGCUAAUCGCUAUCCCGGCGCUAGUAUUCGCCCAUACUUUGUUCCUAUCGGAUUGACAAGCUAAUACUGUGCUUUUCGCCGGAUUGACAAGCCAAUACUGUUAAACUUACAGAGAAGCGCUUUAUCAUUUAACCGGAAAACAUGAGAGACGAAGUGAAGAUGGACGCGAAUCGGCUAAUCGCCGAAGUUUAUAAGCGGCCAGCACUUUGGAACCAAAGGCAUAUCUCUUAUCACAAUCGCGAGGUGACGAACCGCGUUUGGAUGGAGAUUGCGUCGAUAUUCAAGUUGCCCAAACCAGUAUUAAAAGCAAAAUGGAAAGGUUUACGAGAUACUUUCCGGGCAGAAUUAAAAAAAGACCAAGUUUAUCGUAAAAGUAAAUUUCAUCGAAAUAGGCCAGUAUGGAUACAUUUUAAAAGUUUGCAAUUUUUAAAAGAACAAAUGUUACCCCGUCCUCCUAUUUGGGAACGAAGUAAUUCUUGUCAAGACGAAGAUCGGGUGCCUAGUGAAGGUGAGAACGAUGGAGCGCUGAUACAGAAUGGUUCGUCGGUAACAAACAGAAGUGUGGAGGACCGAAAUACAAUUGCAAAUCAUCUGCUGUCGAUAAAUAACGAUAACGGAUUAAAAAUUGAUACUGUCAAUCACAUUGAUGUAAAACAAGAACCUGAGGAGAAUUUUGACAAUCUAGAGUUCCAAAGUGUUUCCGACAAUCUUACUGAAAACGAAAUGAUGCUACAAAAUAUUUCACCAGAGCAGGUGCUCAUGGGUGACAAUGAUACUAACAUUGGUAUUCCUGUAGAUCCCUUAGAAGGCAACCGUUUUGAUGACAAUUAUUAUUUCCUUAUGAGUCUUUUACCUCAUAUAAGAACAUUACCUGCUGACAAAAGAAUGUUACUCAGAAUGCAAAUGCAAGAAUUGGUUUAUAAGGAGGUUUAUAAAAAAAAUUCGGAUAGCGUUACAGCAUCGUAA
Eufriesea mexicana is the source of this 1074-nucleotide messenger RNA. RefSeq lists its product as uncharacterized. Gene Ontology annotation, cellular component: transcription regulator complex; nucleus. Lineage: Eukaryota; Metazoa; Arthropoda; Insecta; Hymenoptera; Apidae. Gene Ontology annotation, molecular function: DNA binding. Gene Ontology annotation, biological process: regulation of transcription by RNA polymerase II. The transcript has 2 exons. The coding region runs from base 250 to 1074 and encodes 274 amino acids. The record is from RefSeq and is a predicted model, not a curated record.